This is a messenger RNA of Trichomycterus rosablanca, 1156 nucleotides long. It is a transcript of the gene exosc6, whose product is annotated as exosome component 6. The transcript has a single exon. The coding region runs from base 25 to 840 and encodes 271 amino acids. NCBI's taxonomy places the organism in Eukaryota, Metazoa, Chordata, Actinopteri, Siluriformes, Trichomycteridae. Gene Ontology annotation, cellular component: nuclear exosome (RNase complex); cytoplasmic exosome (RNase complex); nucleolus. Gene Ontology annotation, biological process: poly(A)-dependent snoRNA 3'-end processing; rRNA catabolic process; U4 snRNA 3'-end processing. The record is from RefSeq and is a predicted model, not a curated record.
GCGCUGUACACACGUGAGUAGAAGAUGCCGGUGGAUACCAAACGAGUCCGUGGACCUGAGUUAUCUCAGUCUCCGUUGUUAUUUCUUCCUGCGAGCGCACAAAUUAGCGAAGUAAGCAGCAGGAAAGGGGAUCGGGGUAACGCCGAUGUUCGGUCAGUGUUCGCGCGCUGUGGGCUGGUGAGCCAGGCUAAAGGCUCUGCCUACCUUGAGGCCGGCAAUACAAAGAUCGUGUGUGCAGUGUACGGUCCGCGAGAAACCGAGCGCAAAGACGAUACUGACAUGAAGUGCGGCCGCCUCGUGUGCGAUUUCAGACUUGCGCCGUUCUCUAGCCCGAAGCGCGGCGCGUGGAUCCAGGGCAACGAAGAACGGGAUUUGUCCUUAUCGUUGCUGGAGAGCAUGCAGCCCGGUGUUUGCCUGCACCGUUACCCGCGUUCUCAAAUCGAGGUCAACGUUAUGGUGCUGGAAAACGACGGCUCGGUCCUGUCGCAUGCAGUCACUUGCGCUUCCAUGGCAUUGGUGGACGCCGGUAUCGAGAUGUACGACAUGGUGCUGGGCUGCGCGUUAAGACAGAACAGUGAUUCGUUCUUCUUGGACCCCGAUUUAUCGGAGGACCAAGGAAACUGGCAGACAGGUUACAAUGAACAACAGGGACGUGUUACGGUGGCACUUCUCCCGAACCUCAACCAAAUUUCUGGUCUUCAUGCGGAAGGCGAGAUGCGAGAGGACACGCUGACUGCUGCAGUGACAACCUGCGUCGAGGGAUGCCAUAAACUAUACCCGGUGGUACAACAAGCUAUCCUGCGCGCUGUUAAGAGAAAAGCACCACCAUCUGAGAAAUGAGACUUAACAUAUUUUACUCAGGCUUUUUCUUAAAUAUCUUUCUACCAGACUGAGCGGCGUGAAUUACUUACUAAAAAGCAUUGCAAACUUUGUGCAUUUAGGUCAUCCAUGGAUUGACACUAAACUGAAAAUCCAUAAAUGUUUAUUCAUUCUCUAGCACAAAAAACAUUGUGUUCAUACUCCUCCACAUAUUGUCAUUUCUAGAUAAUGACAUAACUGGUUAGUUGAAGUUGGGUCUAAAAAUGAGUUUUUACUUUAAUCAGGGACUUAAUGAAUCAUUAUUCAUGAUAUUAUGAAAAUAAAAGUUUAACAAAAA